Molecule: messenger RNA, 1024 nt
Organism: Microdochium trichocladiopsis
Lineage: Eukaryota; Fungi; Ascomycota; Sordariomycetes; Xylariales; Microdochiaceae
Product: autophagy protein Apg5-domain-containing protein
Exons: 4
Coding region: 25-888 (287 amino acids)
Biological process (GO): nucleophagy; autophagosome assembly; C-terminal protein lipidation
Cellular component (GO): cytoplasm; Atg12-Atg5-Atg16 complex; phagophore assembly site membrane
Source: RefSeq, a predicted model, not a curated record
AUCACCACCGCCCACACUCCUAGCAUGGCCGGCCCGUCGCCGUCCUCGGCGCGGCCCCCCUCGACGCCGCCACCACCAUCCUCGUCCAUCCCGCAGACGCUGUGGGAUAUGCAGAUCCCGCUUAUCAUUACGCAUGCCGCCGCCCCUCACAAGAGCGCCCCAUUCGUAGCCUCCGUCUCGCGCUUCAGCUAUCUCGCCCUGCUCCUGCCCCGUCUCAGCGCCUACUUUGGCCCCGAGCUCGCCUGCUCCAGCUUCCACCACGAGGACGUCCUCCUGCGCAACCUCGCCGUCGGCUUGCUGGCCGACUUGUACCAGCCCAGCCUGCCGUGGCGCUUGACCGUCAGUGAUGGCGUGGGCUGGGAUAUUGGGGACACGUUUCUCAACAGUGCCAAGGAGGCAGACUUCAUCCGCAACGGCAACGCCCAGCGUAUCAUGUCCCUGUCCAAAGAGCACACGACAGCGCUGUGGAAUGCUGUACAAGAUAACGACUACCCAAGCUUCAGCGCCAUAAACACGCGCCUCCUCAACACAUCCCGCGGACUCAAGCACAUCCCACUGCGCGUCUACAUCCCGCAGUCUCCGGCCGACACAUCAUCAUCUCCCGGCGGCGGCGGCGUCGGUGGUGGUGGCGGCGGCGGUGCCUUUAGGGUUGUGCAGAGCCUCGUCCCAGUCCGAGCAUCAUCGUCAGAUCGGUCGGCCCAGACCCUAGGAACAGCCUUGCGCACCCUCCUGCCCCGGCUCUUCCCCAGCUCGCGCGACCCCGUCCUCGCCCAGGUCAUCCUGCACGGCUCGCCCGUCCCCUUCUCCGCCCCGGUCGACGACCUCAUGCGCGAGGCCGCCUAUCCGGACGGCUGGUUGGCGCUGGUGGUUGUCCCGCUUGACGUUUGAGUUUUUUGUUCCGCGUUGGGGUCCCUCUCUCCCUCCCUCUCUCUCUCUCUCUCUCUCUCUCUGCUUUGCAAAAAGCUCUCCGCUGAGGGGUGGGAUAUUUCCCAGUCUGCCUUUUACAUCAACGGGAGGCACCAGC